CACGCAUGUCUAACUAAAAUUGACAAUAAAUUUCCUUUUGUAAUCAAACUAUUUUGUAAAUAAAUCAACCAUAAGUUACUAGUUUUUAUUUUUGGUUCCAUUGUCAUUUCCCUCAGCAACAUGAAAGCGAAACUUCAAUUUCAAUAGCUUCAAAAGUAUUUCAAAGGCAUUCUGAGGAAUGCCACAACCGUCAUACUUUAGUAAUUUAAAAAUAAAAACAAUGGACCGCUAUUUCAAUAGGUGAGUUAGAUAACAAGAUAUUAAAUGUGGAAAAUGAAGUAAGUGUAAUAACCUCAAACCACAACUGCUGGUCUCAAUUUAACUGCCGUUACAGUUCGUAUCCAAUUAAGAAAAUCUUAAACCCAGAUAAAUUUACUGCUAAAAUUGUCUACAUAAACUAUUUAAACACUAAAAUUUUUGAAUAUGAAAAACUGUAUCAACUUUAAAUUGCAAACUGGGGUAAGGAAAGAAGGUUUGAAAACUUUGUAUAGCAAUAAUUGACAAUUUAUUUUGUCCGAACACAAAGAACAAAAUUUACAGUUCAUAUAACACAAACACUUCCUAGGAAAAAAUUACAAAAAAAAUCUAACUCUCAAGCUAAAACUAUAGCUUUUAAACCAAGGCCAUCCCAUAAGUCAAGUUAAGAGGACUUAGGUGACUUCUCCUUCUCCUCCUUAACUUUAGCAAGGCACGUAAAGACAGUAAAGAAAAGGAAAAACUCAUUCCAAACGACCAAGAGAAGAAUGAAACCAGCUACUCAAACAACUCUAUAUAUAUGAUCGAAGGAAAUCUCUUGGAAGCAAUGGAUACUGAAGGGUUCUCUGCAGCACAUUGUGUCGCAAGAGAUAUGAGAAUGGGACGGGGCAUUGCACUAAAGCUAAAAACUAAACUCAACAUAGACACGGAAACGCUCAAGAAGAACUGUCAAGUGUCAGACAUCGUUGAAAUGAAAAUAGGCAAUGACUACCUCCUCAAUCUUGUAACCAAGAAGGUAUCACGUGAACUUCCAAAUUGGAAUGACUUCAAAAAAACCAUCAAAAAGCUCCCUGAAACCUGUGAAAGACUUAAAAUAAACAAGCUAAUUAUGCCCAAGAUAGGAUGCGGACUUGAUGCCUUCAAGUGGCCCAAUGUCAUGAAGCUCCUCAAAUCGGUUUUCUACAACAGCAACAUAGAAGUAUAUGUAUUGUACAAUGACAAAGAUGAGGAACCCAUGUAUGCAAGAAGCAAAGAUGGAAAGAAAAAGUUCCUCCUAAAAGAAAAAAGAAAGGCAACCACAGAAAUAGUUGGAGACAGUCAUGCCAAAGGUAUACUACAAAUACUAAGAAAAGACAAAGAUCAGACCUUUUAUGCACAAGCCACUGGAGGUGCCACAACCAGCGCAGCCACAAAGAACUUGAACUUGUACUCAUCAUACCUCUCGCCAGAGGACAACCUAGUUGUUAUAACAGGAACCAAUGACAUAGAUCUGAAUAAUGAGAAUCAAGAUCUAACUAGUCAUGAUGAGGCAAGAAAGGACAUAGUCUCCCAAGCAAAGCAUACGAAGGUCACUAUAUUGACAAUCCCCUACAGAUAUGAUGAAACAGAUGCCAAUGGUAAAAUUGACAUCUAUAAUAAUCACAUUAGAAAUAUGAUCCUGACAGAAGCAAAUGAACAAGGACUUUUGGAGAGAAUCCAAAUAGUAGAUGUCAAUAAAGUGCUCACAAAGGAACACUAUUCUGAACUGGGUCUUCAUCUUAACACUGAGGGAAAAGAGGUGUUCUGCAAACUCAUCACUACAGCAACCUCGGAAUCUGGCACCCUGAGCUGCCUCCCAACACCAGAGGAAAGUACAGAAGAUGAAGAAGAUACUGAGAUUGAAAACAUAGAGAAGCCAGAUAGUGACACCACCCUUGCACUAGACAAAUCCAAGGAUGAGCAAGAAGUAGAGGAAGAUAUGGGAUUUGGCCUUUUCGACUAA
Molecule: messenger RNA, 1957 nt
Organism: Frankliniella occidentalis (western flower thrips)
Lineage: Eukaryota; Metazoa; Arthropoda; Insecta; Thysanoptera; Thripidae
Exons: 1
Coding region: 776-1957 (393 amino acids)
Biological process (GO): peptidyl-glutamate ADP-deribosylation
Source: RefSeq, a predicted model, not a curated record